Nematocida homosporus is the source of this 672-nucleotide messenger RNA. Its product is annotated as CTD nuclear envelope phosphatase 1. The transcript has a single exon. Gene Ontology annotation, molecular function: phosphoprotein phosphatase activity. The coding region runs from base 1 to 672 and encodes 223 amino acids. NCBI's taxonomy places the organism in Eukaryota, Fungi, Microsporidia. The record is from RefSeq and is a predicted model, not a curated record.
AUGACGCCAUCCUUCUAUCGCCAAAGAUCACCUAACCCCAUGCUAACUCAAACCGAUACGUUUUGGAGUACCUUGGCAACCGCCACUAAUAUUGGCAAGUACAUUAGUUCUUUGGCCAUUAGAUGUUUCUUUACUAAUUAUGACGCGAAUAUAGCCCAGCGUAAGUUUUUGGUGCUGGACUUAGAAGGUGUUUUGUUCUAUUCAACCAUUGAGCGACCAGAGAAGCGGUAUGACUUCUUUGUGCAGUAUAUGGAUGGGGGCCAGCGCUGCACUCAUUUUGUUACUUUGCGACCGAUGAUUCGGGAAUUCUUUGCUAGUGUUUCUGAAUGGUAUGAAGUGGUGUUGUAUACAACCAUGGAGAAAGUGGUGGCAGUUGAAAUGGCCAUGCGUUUGGAAGAGGAAGUGCCUGGCUGCCACUUUAGUCGUAUGUUGUACCGGCAAGAUUGUGACUAUAUCAACGGAAAGUACUUGAAGGAUUUAAAGAAAGUAUCAAGUGAUAUGUCUUCGGUAGUUAUGCUAGAUUGUGAAUACGAGCCCUAUAACAACAAACUGCCUAUUGAUCCGUUUAACGGUGAGAUUAAAGACCGAAGUCUUCUCUCUAGUAUGAUUAUUCUGGACUGCUUACGGUACUGCAGUGAUGUUCGGAGUAUUCUUGAAUUAGCCCAUCUCUAA